This is a messenger RNA of Suncus etruscus (white-toothed pygmy shrew), 462 nucleotides long. It is a transcript of the gene PCP2, whose product is annotated as Purkinje cell protein 2. The transcript is spliced from 4 exons. Gene Ontology annotation, molecular function: protein binding; guanyl-nucleotide exchange factor activity. The record is from RefSeq and is a predicted model, not a curated record. Bases 17 to 391 code for a protein of 124 amino acids. Lineage: Eukaryota; Metazoa; Chordata; Mammalia; Eulipotyphla; Soricidae.
CGGAGCUGUGGGGUCCAUGGCGGGCGCCCCUGAUCAGGAGGGUUUUUUCAACUUGCUCAGCCACGUUCAGGGAGGCCGCAUGGAGGAGCAGCGCUGUCCUCUGCAAGCUGAGCCUGGGCAGACUCCGGAGCACCCCCCCCACAGCGAGAGCAGCCCCGCACCCGAGAUGGACAACCUCAUGGACAUGGUGGCCAGUACCCAAGGUCGCCGCAUGGAUGACCAGCGCGUGACCAUCAACGCCCUGCCUGGCUUCCAGCCUCUGGGCCCUAAGGACAAAAUGCAGAAGCGUCCUGGGACCCUCAGCCCCCAACCACUUCUUGUCCCCCAGGACCCGACAGCACUCAGCUUCCGACGCAACAGCAGCCCCCAGCCCCAGACACAAGCCCCUUGAAGGGCCUGAGCAGCCAUGGGGGGCACCAUGCUCCCACUAGACCCCCUCCUACAGGCAGACAAUAAAGCUGG